UGGUCGCGGAAAGAAGACCCCUUCCAGACUUCCAAUGACACGACUCACACCCACACGCAACAAGAUUAAUUACAUGAAUCCCUCAGUUUUUUAUUCUUUUUUUUUUCCUUUGUUCACUGGUCUUUGCCCCAAUCCAUCUUUUCUCUAUUCAAAUCCAUCUUUUCUCUAUUCAAAUCUCGCACAUAAAGCCAAUUCUGCAUAACAGUUGCCUUUCACGCUUCCAACCAUCUUCUUUAAUUCCACCUUCCCUCCUUACUCUCUCUUCCCCCCCCUCCCUCCUUUAAUUUACUUACUUUAUCUUGGAAAUCAUAUGUUCUUUUACUACCAUCAUUACUCCCUCCCUCCUCCUUUUCCUUUCCUUUCUUUACUAUACUACACUACUCCUACUCUCUCUCUCUCUCUCCCCCCUUUUUCUUCUUCUUUUCUGAUUUUCCGGCUGACUGGUUAUGUCACCGCCGGCGAGGACCAAAAGCGGGAAUGGCGGCGUAGAUAAGCAGUAUCCUCCGCCGCUUGCCACCCACGAUGAAGUUGUUUCUGACCCCAUUGUUUUUUGGGACACUUUGAGGCGUUUCCAUUUUAUGAUGAACACAAAGUUCAUGAUUCCUGUGAUUGGAGGGAAGGAGCUAGACUUGCAUGUUCUAUAUUCAGAGGUUACAAGAAGGGGCGGGCAUGAAAAGGUUGUUGCAGAGAAGAAAUGGAGGGAAGUUGGAAGUGUGUUCAAGUUCUCUCCUACAACCACCAGUGCUUCCUUUGUAUUGAGAAAACAUUAUCUCAGUCUUCUCUACCACUACGAGCAAGUUUACUUGUUCCGCCGCCAGGGCCCCAUCUACGCCCCUCAAGCGCCAUUUUCUUUCGGUAGCCCUACCAGCGAAAACGAAUUGGCUCUGGUGGAAUAUACCCCCAAAACAACGUCGUUUUCGCCUGGUCCGCCUGCUGAAGUCACUGGAACAAUUGAUGGGAAAUUCGAUUGUGGCUACCUGGUGUCUGUGAAAUUGGGAUCUGAGGUUCUGAGGGGAGUUCUUUACCAUCCAGAGGAGCCUACCCCGUCGGAUCUCCGGCCCCAACCUACCAACGCCAUUGUACCGUACACUGGUACCAGACAUCGACACUCUGGUCGGCGGCACCGGAGGAGCCGGAGAAAGGGAGACCCCAACCACCCCAAACCAAACAGAAGUGGGUAUAAUUUCUUUUUUGCAGAGAAGCAUUACAAGCUCAAAUCUCUGUACCCUAACAGAGAGAGGGAGUUCACCAAGAUGAUUGGAGAGUCUUGGAACAACCUCAGCCCUGAAGAAAGGAUGGUAUGUGUGCCAAGCUUUUUCUCUCGAGGUUUCAACAGCUUUAAACUUUGGUGGUUUGAUCAAAUGGGUGUUCUUUCUACUUUAUUAUUAGGUUUACCAAAACAUUGGGCUGAAAGACAAGGAGAGGUACAAGAGAGAGUUGAAAGAGUACAAGGAGAAAAUGAGGCUGGCAAGUGAUGAUGUUCAUGCAGCUAACUAUUCAAAACAGGGAGAGUAGAAGAGGGGAAGGGAAUUCAGCAGUUUGUAGGUUCUUUUUGAGACUGGGAUUUGCUGCACUAGUUAUAUAUGAUAAAGAUUUUGUAUCAUAUCCUCCGACCCCUAUAACUUUAUAUGGCAUACCAUUACCAUAGGUUCUCAUAUCCAAAGUGGCUUGGCCUCAAGUUUUACACCCACUUCGAAGUUCACUCUGGAACUGUCAUUUUAUAGUUUCUUGGAACUUUUUGCUUCUUCUUUACCCAUGGGAUGGUGAGAUCUUUCUUAUUUCUUUUUUUGUUCUUCCCUGGAGUCGGAGACAUCAGAUGCUCUAUGAAGACCCCUUCCAUCCAAGGACGAGGAAGCCAACUAAAUGAGAAGCUUUUGAAGAAAAAAGGCUUCUUCCUUCUGGGCUGCCACAUUAGAGUAGAAUAUGCCAACGGUCAAAUGAAAAAUGAGAUUUGCAGUAAUCUAAAGUUUUGUUUGAAGUCACUAUUAGAUUGUUUCAGUUCUCAAUUUUUCAUUCAAUAUGUUCGGGAAUUUUUACUC
Molecule: messenger RNA, 2039 nt
Organism: Cucurbita maxima (winter squash)
Lineage: Eukaryota; Viridiplantae; Streptophyta; Magnoliopsida; Cucurbitales; Cucurbitaceae
Product: high mobility group B protein 9
Exons: 5
Coding region: 447-1475 (342 amino acids)
Molecular function (GO): DNA binding
Source: RefSeq, a predicted model, not a curated record